Pyrus x bretschneideri (Chinese white pear) is the source of this 2665-nucleotide messenger RNA. RefSeq names its product protein kinase STUNTED. Gene Ontology annotation, molecular function: ATP binding; protein kinase activity. The record is from RefSeq and is a predicted model, not a curated record. Lineage: Eukaryota; Viridiplantae; Streptophyta; Magnoliopsida; Rosales; Rosaceae. Gene Ontology annotation, biological process: protein phosphorylation.
UUUUUUAUUUUUAUUUUUUUUUUUUAAUAUUAGCACUCGUUUGUGUUAAUAUUUAAUUUAUUUGAAUUUCUGGGUGUUGAAUUUAGUUACAGUAGGUAAGGCUGCUGAUGCUUACUUGGCAGCAUUGGCUUUUAAACAACAUGUUUGGAUUGAGCAAGGAGUCGGUACAAGAUUUAGAGGUUGAAAUGUUAAAUUCAAGAAGUGCGAAGGUUGCAAAACAGAAAAGAUUUGUAGAAAUGGUGAGAUUGUGAGAGAGAGAGAGAGAGAGAGAGAGGCAUAAACAUAAAGAGAAUGAUACUUGAGGAGGUAUUGAGAGGUUUGAGAAAGAAGAAGAAUAAGAAGAAUGUUGUGUUGGUUGGGAUUCCAAUUGAUAGCCAGAGCACAGAGCUGCUCGGAUGGGCUCUCGUUAAAGUUGCCGAGCCCGGAGAAUGCGUGAUUGCAGUUCAAGUCUGUCGAAGUUCUGAUUAUGUCUCGAAAACCAAGAAGAUGUUGGAUGGCUACGUAGAGGCUUAUGAGGGGCUACGUGACAUGAAAAAGGUAGAGCUCAUCGGUCAGGUCUUGACAGGAAGGUCAAUCCGAAAAGCUCUAGUUAGAGAGGCGAAAAACCAUUCUACAGUGGCCAUAGUUGUGAGCACAAGUAAGCCAAAAACUCUAGGCGGUUGGGAUUCUACGGCGAAAUUCUGUGCUAAGAAAUUGCCACCGACCACUGAUGUUGUGGCCAUCCACAAUGGGAAAGUUGUGUUCCGACGGUGUACUAGCAAUCAACUACCAGCUUUUGUAGGUCUCACCGAAGAUCCAAGACCAAGUCUUUGCUUUGAGAGUCUCACUCCCAAAGGAUACUCAUCUGAAUUUAGUGACUUCGAGGCGCAUAGAGAAACCCCGAAAUCACCUUUUGAUAUGGCAAAGAGCUCCUUAGAUGGUUCGAAGCACGGCAGUGAAGACACAAAGAAUGAACAAAAGAGAGUGCCUUGGAGAUCAGUUUCACUUGGUGCAGCAGGACAUGUGGAUAAGAACCUUGGUUGGCCCCUACUUCAAAGAGUGAAUUCUGCAGAUCCUCAAUUAUCCACCACAAGGGACAUGUCUGUGGUGCAAUGGGUGAUGAGCUUGCCAGACCGCUCUCCACGGCAGUCUCCUCAGUGUACAACUAUCAAAGAAAAUCCAUUUGAACGAAGUAUUGGUGACAUUGUUCAUGAGAGUAUGGAGGGUAGUUUUCCUGCUUUUGAUAAACUUCCUGAAGGGUUCAAGCGUCUGCUCGAAACAAACUCAUCUGGUUGCAGAUGGUUCAAUCAUGAGCUUCUGAAGGCUUCAACUUCUCAAUUUGCCUCAGAAAAUCUUAUCGGAAAAGGAGGAUGCAACCUAGUGUACAAGGGAACUCUUCCAGAUGGCAAGCCAGUGGCAGUAAAGCUUAUGAAGUCAUCAAAAGGCAUGGAAGGAUUUGUUCAUGAAGCCGAUAUUAUAUCUUCCUUGAAGCACAAACACAUUUUGCCUAUGCUCGGGUUUUGUAUCAAAGACAAUGUUCUCAUUUCUGUUUAUGAUUUCUUACCUAAAGGAAGCUUAGAGGGAAACUUACAUGGCAAGAACAAAGAUAAAUCUGUAUUGUCAUGGGAGGUGAGAUUUAAUGCUGCUAUUGGGAUUGCUGAAGCCCUCAAUUAUCUACAUGGAAAAUGUCCUCAACCAGUUAUUCAUAGAGAUGUCAAGUCCUCCAACAUUCUUCUCACCAAAGAUCUUGAACCACAGUUAUCGGAUUUUGGCCUUGCAAUAUGGGGACCAACAGCUAGAUCUUUUAAGACUGAAUGCGAUGUGGUAGGAACAUUUGGUUAUCUUGCUCCUGAAUAUUUCAUGUAUGGAAAAAUCAGUGACAAGAUUGAUGUUUAUGCAUUUGGAGUGGUCCUUCUUGAAUUAUUAUCAGGACGAAAACCAAUUGGCUCUGAGACUCCCAAAGAACAAGAAAGCUUGGUCAUGUGGGCAAAGCCGAAAAUAGAGAGUGGGGAUGUCAAAGACUUACUGGAUCCGAAUUUGGAUGCAAAGUUCAAUGAGGUUCAGGUGCUAAGAAUGGUUCGGGCAGCAAAACUUUGCAUCACACGCUCAGCUCGCCUUCGUCCAAAAAUGAGUGAGAUACUAAAGCUUCUAAAAGGGGAAUCGGAUGUCGAAAAUCAAGUGAACUCUCAAUUUUUGGACAUAGAGGAGUCAAAAAACCAGGAUGAUAAUGACGAUGAAGUUUAUCCAAACUCGAGCACAGAGUUGCAUUUAGGUCUUGCACUGCUCGAUGUGGAUGAUGAUACAACAACAUCGUCAAGUAGUGUGGAGCGAAGCAACAACCUUUCAUGGGAAGAAUAUUUGAAGGGAAGAUGGAGCAGAUCAUCAAGCUUUGAUUAGCAUCUUUUUCUACUCUCUUAUUUUGUAAGUUUGCCACAUACUUGUGUAGCAAGGAAAUUAGCAUCUAUACACAAUAUAGGAAACCCAAAAAAAAAAGUGUGCACCCAAUGGUUGGGGUGGAUUGUAAAUAAACUUGUACAAUUAAAUCGUUGAAGUGAUAGUGUGAAGGGAUGAAAAUUUGUAGCUUGUUUAAAUUAGCUUGUCAAAAACUCAAUUUUCAACAUGAUCACAGAAUAUGAGGCUGACAUUUUGUAGCUUUGUGGUAUAAUGAAAUUUGUUGUUCAAAGCA